Molecule: messenger RNA, 2277 nt
Organism: Ilyonectria robusta
Lineage: Eukaryota; Fungi; Ascomycota; Sordariomycetes; Hypocreales; Nectriaceae
Exons: 3
Coding region: 1-2277 (758 amino acids)
Source: RefSeq, a predicted model, not a curated record
AUGGCUGCCUCCGACAAACGUCUCGCCGACAUUGACCGGUCGAAGACUGAGCCCAUCAACUUCGAUGACUCCAAGCUAGGAAAGGUGAAGCCUCCGCUUGCAUCAGCCGAGGGCUUUGGCCUCUCGUCCAGCGAGCUGCGGAAUAUCUUCGGCAUGAGACCAAGUUCUUUCGGUAGCCUCCCGAGACGCAUCGUCAUCCCCGAUCUCAAGGCUUCGGCCAAGGCCGAUAGGCACUCGAUGACGGGGUACCUGUACAUCGUCGAACCUGUAGCUUGGGUGCCUCGCGUCCAUCACGGCACUACAAUCCCUCUGUCUGUCUUCAAGAAGCCGAAUAUCAAGAAGGAGCAACCUAUUCUCGAGUCGGCCCUCAACAAGCCCGGCGUGGCUGCCCAGUUGAUCACCAAUACUGCCGGCGCCUAUAUCGGGACCAAGGCUACUAAUACCAAGAAGCCUGGCUACUGGGAUAAGAUGAUUAUUACUGCAAAGCGCCUCUUAUCUGCGGUAGGCAGUCUACAGCUCCACCUGCUUCCCCUCGAGGGCCCAGAGGACCUAUCCAAGCUGCUCUUUAUCCUGCCGGUGCCUCGCCUACUCAAUUCCGGCAAGCUCGAAGCCGUAACGCUUGUGAGCCGAUCCAGCUGGCCCGACUGGUACUUAUAUAAAGAGAACGCCUGGGUGAACGCUCCGGCCGAUAAGUUCCUCAUGGUCGCGGCGCCACAGAAUCAGACGGCUUUCCAGGCUGUGACAAUAUGGGCACCAUUGAUUGAACCCGAUGAUUAUUGUGGCACUAACGGCCAAGAGUGGAAUGGCAACAAGUACACCAACAACACGGGCAUCAACACCAGCACCAAUACCUCUCAGUCCACCAAACCUCAGCCCACCAUACAGACGGAUACCAACAAGAACGCAGGAGUCCCCAAAACAAACGCCAACACCAACACCAACGCCAAUACUAAUAACAACAUCAACGCCAAUGACAAUAGUCUCGAGCCUUCCAAGCAGAAGGUAGGACCUGUUUUUGGCGGCACCGGCGAAGACACGAAGCCCUCAAACAAGCCUGAAGCCGCUGUCAAUCCACUACCUAACACAAGCAACACCAACACCAACAUCAACACCAACAACUCCAAGCCUCAAAAUGACAAGCCUGAGGCUAUUACCGACUCCAUCCCCAAGACUACUCCCGCAGUCAACUCUGGCUUUGAGUCCAAGCCCUGUGACACUACUAAGGACAAGCCCCUUGAUGGCAAGGCAGUCCCUACCAACACGAACACGAACACCAACAUCAACGGCUCCAAGCCUGAAGGUUCAACUCCUAUCAAAAACGACCUGUCAAAGACCAACCCCACAUCCAAAACUACUCCCGCAGUCACCAAUCCUGUCUCUGACUCCAAACCCCGCGACAACGAGAAAGGCAAGCCUACUGACGGCACGGCCGUCCUUCCCAACGCGAACACUAACACCAAUGCCAACACCAACAACCCCAUCCCUCCAAAGUCCAAGCCCGACACGGUCGUUGAAAGCAUCCCCAAGACUACUCCCACAGUCAUCAACCCUGGCUCUGACAACAAGCCCUAUGAUACUACUCAAGGCAAACCUGUAAAUGGCAGGCCCAUCCCCGCCAGCACUGACGCUAACAUACACGACAAUAAGCCCAUUCCUAACACAAAUACAAACACCAACACCAACGUCAACGGUCCUAAGCCUGAAGAUCUGAAUACUAUCCACAGGGACCUGCCAAAGACCAAUCCCACGCCCAAGACUCUGCAGACAGAUGUGAACCCUAUUUCUGGCUCUCAGAACUGCGGCAAUGGUCAAGACAAGCCCGUCAACAAUAAGCCUGCUAGUGGCAAACCCGUUCCUACCAACACAAACACAAACACAAACAUCAAUGACACGCCUACCAAAGGCAAGCCUGACGGCGACAAGCCUGUAGAGAGCAAACCUGUCAAUGAUCGGCCCAUCCCUGCCAACACAAACACAAACACCAAUGUCAAUGCCAAGCCCGUUCCCACCAACACAAACACCAAUACCAACAUCAACGGUUCUAAGCCUGAGGGUUCGACUCCUAUCAAGCAAGACCUGCCAAAGACCACGACCGGGAUUCUCCCCCCUCCAACCACCACCAACGCCAAUGUGAACAACAACACGAACACAAACCUGAGCAGCAAUCUUACCCCCCAUUCGUGGCCUUUCCACGGGACUAUCAUCCUGCGCUGUCCUUGCUGCCCUCCUGAUACUGCAACCAUAACCAUUAGUCCCCCGGCCCCCAAGCUAGUCUGA